Messenger RNA from Girardinichthys multiradiatus, 1612 nucleotides. Its product is annotated as cdc42 effector protein 1-like. The coding region runs from base 3 to 1055 and encodes 350 amino acids. NCBI's taxonomy places the organism in Eukaryota, Metazoa, Chordata, Actinopteri, Cyprinodontiformes, Goodeidae. The transcript is spliced from 2 exons. The record is from RefSeq and is a predicted model, not a curated record.
UCAUGAGUCUGGGAAAACUACCAGGGAUUAAAGGCCUUGUGUCUGGCUCUCAGGGUAAACGUCGCUUCAAGAGCGACCUCUCAGUGGACAUGAUCAGCCCCCCCCUUGGGGACUUCCGUCACACCAUGCACGUGGGCCGCGGUGGAGACGUGUUUGGUGACACUUCCUUCCUAAGCAACUAUGGGGGCAUCCGGGAGCCGGGAAGUCCGGACUCAGCGAGCAGCUCCAAGUCAUCCAGCUUCUUCACACGCACCUUUCGCCAUGUACGGAGAACCUCUGGACCUCGGCCCCGAGGGGGUUCUCGGGAUUUGUCAUCUCCACCUCCAGACAUCUCACCCAUCAUUAAAAAUGCCAUCUCUUUGCCUCACCUGAACAUUGACUCUGUCAAUGGGUGCCUACAGAGGGCGUUGUUCCCCAACUCCAUCAGCUCGGCGGAUGACUCCUUCUGCACAUAUGGUGUACAGUCUGGAUUUGUCACUCUGCCUCGAGUCUCUCGAUUUGAAAGACAGCUUCAAGGUGGCGACGUCUGGAAACCGUCUUCAGCAGACAAUGGUUGCAGCACCAUGACUCGCUCUGACUCCCUGACCUCAUUCAUUGUUGACCUUGGCCCUUCUCUAAUGACUGAGGUGUUUGCUUUGAUUGACAACCCUAGCUCUCUACAGAUAUCCAAUCACAGCCAGGCAGCAAGUGAGAAAGAGGAAGGAGAUGAAGAGGAAAAAGGUGACAACAGCUCUCUGACAGAGACACCCGUUCAGACCCCAACAGUGAGUUCCCCGAACCCUUCCCUAUGCAGCGGGUCUUUUAGGCCCAAGGAAAACGGAAGAAGUAGCCCUAACUGGAGAGAGCAUAAGGAGGACAGGGUGUCUGUGAGGACGCCUGAUGCGUCCUCCUGUUCUUCUCACAAGGAGGAAUCAGUUAUAGAGGCAGAGAGGUUCCAGAGAGCCGCUAAUGUACUCGCUCGGCAUUACGGUGGAGGAUCCUUUACAAGAGAAAUGAGCCAAAAAAGCCAAAAAACACCCCAUUCUUUAUCUGAAGAGGAGGAGAUCAAAGUAUAGACAUUAGGAAUGGAAACUGUCUGGAUCAUAUUAUUGUUGGAUUAAUGUCACAAAUGUGGGACAUUUUUCUCGUUCUUGGACUCUUGUUGCUACUUCAUUAGAUUAUUUCUUGUACAAUAUAAUGGACUAUGUUCAGUCUGUAAAGGAAAGGAGAUUUAUUAUCUGUCUUUAAACACUGCCCACCUGGUUUUCUAUCACUGUAUCUGUGAUAUAUAAACUAACACUAUGAAAGUAAGAGGCUCAGAAAACACAUAUUUGAUUAGAAAUGUUUUAAGGUGGUUUGGAAAACAUUUAUACGGACAUAUAUUCUAUAUUUUUAUCUUAAUGCUGAUAUAUACACUUUAUAAAUAACACUUUUGUACAUUUCUCGAGCUAUAAUAUUAAUCUGUGUAAAUUGUUUCAGCUUCCUGGCAAGUAUAUACUUAGAAAGGUAGGACUUUCGACUCUUAAAUGAUUUAAUGCACACCUGUAACAGUCUAAUUUGUAAUCAGAGUUGGUGCUUUAGUAUAUUUUAAUUGGUUUGUCAUUUCUAGAUAAUAUAAAUAUGUAUUUCUCUA